Molecule: messenger RNA, 1563 nt
Organism: Aspergillus nidulans FGSC A4
Lineage: Eukaryota; Fungi; Ascomycota; Eurotiomycetes; Eurotiales; Aspergillaceae
Exons: 5
Coding region: 1-1563 (520 amino acids)
Biological process (GO): transmembrane transport
Cellular component (GO): membrane
Molecular function (GO): transmembrane transporter activity
Source: RefSeq, a predicted model, not a curated record
AUGGCCAUACAGUUUGACGUCAACAAGAGGCGCGAGACCAGCCUAGAAGCUGGAGUCCAGAAUGAGAAACCUGACCCGAAUGCCAGUGCCGUUGGUACCGAGUCACCACCUCCCUUCCUCCUUGACAAAGAAAGCCUAGACCGGCUCGGCCGCGAACGACCAGAUGUCUUCCCCAACCGCUGGAUCGAGCUGGGGUUCUGCUUCUGCUUGCUCUCGUCGGAACUUCUUGCUGAAUACUUCGUCAGCGGGUUCAAUAACCUGCUCCCGCAUAUCACAGCGGCGCUGGACAUUCCCCCCGGCUCGCAGACAUGGCCAGCAAGCGUCUUCUCCCUCGUGACGGGCGCGUGCCUGCUCCCGAUCGCCCGGCUGGCAGAUAUUUACGGCCCGCGUCUUGUCUUCAACGCCGGCCUCAUCUGGUACAUCGUCUGGUCGUUCAUCGCGGGUUGGAGCGUUAAUUAUAAGAUGCUCGUCGUGUGCCGUGCACUGCAAGGACUGGGUCCGGCUGCAUUCUUGCCGGCUGGUAUCAUGUUGAUAGGAAGCAUCUACCGACCCGGCCCGCGCAAGAACCUGGUGUUCAGCCUCUACGGGGCGUUUUCGCCCGUAGGAUUCUAUGGGGGGAUCUGCGUCAGCGGGCUGUCUGAUAGUGGUCGUCGUCCUGGUCGUCUCCCUGACCUCAAGAUGGAUUGGUGGGGGUGCUGCACCAUCGUGCCCGGGCUGAUCCUGCUCGUCUUCGCGGUUACCGAUGGAUCGCAUGCACCGGAUGGUUGGAGGACCCCGUACGUUCUCGUGACGUUUCUCCUCGGAAUAGCGCUACUUGCCGCAGCAUUUUACAUCGAGGGCUGGGUUGCGUCCGAGCCGCUGCUCCCUUUUGAUGUCUUCAAGGUCAAGUCGAUGAGCCCGCUCUUCGUUGCGCUGUCAUUCUCGUACGGUGUAUUCGGGAUCUACCUGUUCUACGCCAGUUUCUACAUCCAAGACAUCCUUGGCCAUAACUCUUUGAUUUCCGCCGCCUGGUUCGCCCCCAUGGCCGCCGGGGGCGUAAUCCUCGCCACGGUUGGCGGUUUCACCCUGCACCAUCUGCCCGGAAAACUUCUUCUCCUGAUCUCCGGCGCCGGCUACCUCGUUUCAAUGCUGCUGUUUGCCAUCAUUCCAGACAAUCCCAACUACUGGGCAUACGUGUUCCCGGCCAUGGUGGCCGCAACAGUUGGCGUGGAUAUCGGGUACAGUGUCUCGAACAUCUUCAUUACAACCAACUUGCCUCAAAACCGGCAGGGCGUAGCGGGCGCCAUAAUCAACACGAUCGUAUUCGCCGGGAUCAGCUUCUUCCUCGGCUUGGCGGAUCUGGUCGUCGCGGAGACGAAGGAUUUAGGAGCUGCUGGGAGCUACAAAGCUGCGUUUUGGUUUGGAGUCGCUUGCUCGGGCGUUGCGAUUUUGCUGCUGGUGUUCAUUCGCGUCGGAAAGGCGCAGAGUGACCUAACUGUUGAGGAGAGGAUCCAGCUGGCCGCGUCGUUGGCUGUGGGGGAUGUUACGCCGGAGCAGUUGGCUGCGGCCGGGCAUUCGAGCUGA